Messenger RNA from Halichondria panicea, 3530 nucleotides. RefSeq names its product DNA polymerase delta catalytic subunit-like. The transcript is spliced from 19 exons. The coding region runs from base 24 to 3452 and encodes 1142 amino acids. NCBI's taxonomy places the organism in Eukaryota, Metazoa, Porifera, Demospongiae, Suberitida, Halichondriidae. The record is from RefSeq and is a predicted model, not a curated record. Gene Ontology annotation, biological process: base-excision repair, gap-filling; DNA replication proofreading; DNA-templated DNA replication. Gene Ontology annotation, cellular component: delta DNA polymerase complex. Gene Ontology annotation, molecular function: DNA-directed DNA polymerase activity; nucleotide binding; DNA binding.
AAGAAGUGGGAGGAGCUGACCACAUGGCCUCUAGCUCUGUAGAAAAGCUAACUAUGUCAAAGCCUAAACGCAGCAAUCCUGACAGCAGUCAAGGUCCUUCUUCAAAGAAAUCCAAGAAUGAAGACUUCUCUUUCCCUCCCUCGACCUUUGAGGAGGAGCUAGCCUUGCUGGAGUCCAUGGACCCCCCACCUGCACCAGUACAUGUACCAGUGGACAGCCACCCCCCUGCUGCCCCCUCAAGCAGCCUCCAGGGGGGCACACAGCAGAGGGACAAGUGGGCCAGACCACCCCCUCCAACCAUCGACCCCUCCACCCAUCCUCUCAUCUUCCAGCAGAUUGAUAUAGACCACUAUGUUGGCAGUGCCAUGGCGGGUAUGCCCGGAGCCAUGUCCGGACCUGUACCAGUGCUCAGGAUGUUCGGUGUGACUAUGGAGGGUAAUAGUGUGUGCGCACACAUUCACGGCUUUCAUCCAUACUUCUACGUGCCAGUGCCAGUGGGGGAGAAUGGUUUCCUUGAGGAACAUUGUUCAGCAUUUAGAGCCAACCUGAAUAGAGCCGUGCUAGACGACAUGCGUUCCAACAAGGAGGGAGUGCAGCAAGCUGUUCUAGCGGUGGAGAUAUGUAACAACAAGUGCUCAAUGUAUGGAUUUUACUUCAACAAAAAAUUCCCGUUCCUCAAGAUAACGGUAGCUCUCCCUCGAUUGGUCGCUGCUACACGUCGUGUGUUGAGUACGAGGCUGGUCCCUCCCUAUGGGUCUCUGGAGGGUCAGUCAUAUGAGAGCAAUGUCGAGUUUGAGGUACGGUUUAUGGUAGACACGAGUGUGGUGGGAUGCAACUGGAUAGAGUGCCCCCCUGGUGAGUACAAGCUGCGGAGUCCCUCCCCCCUCUCCAGUGAUACCACCUCUGUGUGCCCCAACACUGGCUUCACAGCGACAGGCUCCACCCACCCACUACCAGCCACCAAGGCGCAGAUUGAACUAGAUAUUUCAUGGGAGGCCUUCACCAGCCAUCCUGCUGAGGGGGACUGGCAGAAAAUAGCUCCUCUGCGCAUUCUGAGCUUUGAUAUUGAGUGCCAGGGACGGAAGGGGAUAUUUCCUGAGGCAGAGAGAGAUCCUGUGAUCCAGAUAGCCAACAUGGUGGUCAGUCAGGGGGAGAAAGACCCCUUCAUCAGGAAUGUGUUCACUCUGGAUAGCUGUGCCUCCAUCGUGGGUAGUGAUGUCAUAUCCUUUGACAAAAAGCACGAAGGAAGGAUGCUCAAGGAGUGGAGUAACUUUGUACAGGAAGUGGAUCCUGAUGUAAUCACUGGCUACAAUAUUGUGAAUUUUGACCUCCCCUACCUUCUCAACAGAGCCAAGGCUCUUAAAGUUUCAUUGUUCCCCUACCUUGGGCGAGUAUGGAACAGUGUAACUACGAUGAAGGACUCCACAUUUGAAUCCAAGGCUUACGGGAAGAGGGUCAAUAAGGUCAUUGCCAUAGAAGGACGGAUACAGUUCGAUAUGCUGCAGAUUCUCAUGCGGGACACAAAGCUGCGAUCCUACACUCUCAACUCUGUCAGCUACCACUUCCUCCAGGAGCAAAAGGAAGAUGUUCCUCACACCAUCAUAGCUGAUCUCCAGUGUGGCAAUGAGCAGACACGGCGGAGGCUGGCAGUGUACUGUAUGAAAGAUGCUAUUCUUCCUCUGAGGUUAUUGGAUAAGCUCAUGUGCCUCAUCAACUACAUGGAGAUGGCGCGUGUGACUGGGGUGCCUCUCAGCUACCUCCUCUCCAGGGGACAACAAAUCAAAGUCGUAUCACAGCUUCUCCGAGAGGCUAGAGAGCAUGACUUGUUGAUGCCAGUACACAAGCCAGAGCAAGGAGAAGAGUACACUGGGGCCACUGUCAUAGAGCCUGAGAAGGGUUACUACGAUGUUCCCAUAGCAACGCUGGACUUUUCGUCCCUGUACCCGUCCAUCAUGCAGGCUCACAACCUGUGCUACACCACGCUGCUCCUCAGCCCAGCAGACAGAGCUCAACUUGCUCCAGACCAGUUCAUCAAGACUCCCUCUGGUAACUACUUUGUGAAGGCAAGUGUAACUAAAGGCCUCCUGCCAGUCAUUCUCGAGGGACUGCUCUCUGCUAGAAAGAAGGCCAAGGCUGAGCUCAAGAGUGAGACUGACCCCUUCAGGAGAAAAGUGCUGGAUGGGCGCCAGUUGGCCCUCAAGCUCAGUGCUAACUCAGUGUAUGGGUUUACAGGGGCCACCGUGGGGAGGCUGCCUUGUAUAGAGAUAUCCCAGAGCGUGACAUCAUUCGGACGUCAGAUGAUCGAAUGUUCCAGUCAACUGGUGGAGGACAAGUACUGUGUUGCCAAUGGUUACGCUCACGACACCAAGGUGAUCUAUGGAGACACUGACUCUGUCAUGGUGAGGUUUGGAGUGGACACAGUGGGAGAGAGCAUGCGUCUCGGCAAGGAAGCAGCUAGCUACAUAUCAGCUCAGUUCCCUCAUCCCAUCAAGCUAGAGUUUGAGAAGGUGUACUUCCCUUAUCUCCUCAUCAACAAGAAGAGGUAUGCUGGUCUCUUCUUCACUAACCCUGAUACCUACGACAAGAUGGACUGCAAGGGAAUAGAAACUGUUCGCCGUGACAACUGUCCCCUUGUAGCUAACGUCAUCAACACUUGUCUACAUAAGAUACUCAUUGACAGGUCCCCACAAGGUGCCCUGGCAUAUGCCCAACAGACCAUAGCAGAUCUGUUGCGUAACAGGAUAGACAUCUCUCAGCUGGUCAUCACCAAAGAGCUCACAAAAACUAGCAAAGAGUACACUUCAGGGGCUGGGAACAGACUGGCACACGUGGAACUAGCACAGAGGAUGCGUAAGCGUGAUCCAGGCUCGGCCCCUAACCUCGGGGACAGAGUACCGUAUGUCAUCAUCGCCAGCACUAAGGGUGCCGCUGCAUACAUGAAGUCAGAGGACCCUAUACAUGUACUAGAGCACAACGUUCCCAUAGACACAUCUUAUUAUCUGGAGAACCAACUAGCAAAGCCUCUACUUAGAAUAUUCGAGCCCAUCCUCGGUGACAGUAAAGCCAAGAGUGAGCUGCUGCACGGUAGCCACACUCGCUGCAAGACAAUGGUGUCAUCCUCCGGGGGCUCUGGUCUGAUGGCCAAGUUCAUUACUAAGAAGAACACUUGCCUCGGCUGCAGAGCUGUGCUCCAGAACCAAGACUCUGCUGUGUGCCCUAACUGUCAGAACAAGGAGUCUGAGAUCUACCAGACAGAGGUAGGUUACCUAGCAACCCUGGAGGAGCGAUUCUCUCGUCUCUGGACCCAGUGUCAACGUUGUCAAGGAAGUCUCCACGAAGAUGUGCUGUGUACAAGUCGGGAUUGUCCGAUAUUCUACAUGCGUAAGAAGGUGCAGAAAGACUUGAGUGAUCAAGAUAAGUUGGUGGAGCGGUUUGGGACCAGCGACUGGUAGCUACUUGUCUCCAUGACAACCACGAGACUGUACAAUGACUGAAUAUAAUAAUGAAUAAUAAAAAUAAAGUUGUAAGAA